AUGGUCUAUUCAGAGGAGCAGGAUGAGAGACCCACAGGGAAGAUAACUCACUGCUGCUCUGACUGUGGGAAGAGAUUCACCUCAUCAGGCAUUAAAAUUCAUCAGAGAACACACACAGGAGAGAAACCUUACAGCUGUGUUCAAUGUGGCAAGAGUUUUGGUCAAUCUGGCCAUCUGACUCAACAUAGGAGAAUACACACAGGGGAGAAAUCUUAUAGCUGUGAUCAAUGUGGGAAGAGUUUUGGUCAAUCUGCAGAGCGGACAGUGCACCAGAGAACACACACAGGAGAGAAACCUUACAGCUGUGUUCAAUGUGGGAAGAGUUUUGGUCGAUCUUGCCAUCUGACUCAACACAAGAGAAUACACACAGGAGAGAAACCAUUUAGCUGUGAUCAAUGUGGGAAGAGUUUUGGUCACUCUGGAGAGCUGACAGUGCACCAGAGAGCACACACAGGAGAGAAACCUUACAGCUGUGUUCAAUGUGGGAAGAGUUUUGGUCGAUCUGGCCAUCUGACUAGACACCAGAGAAUACACACAGGUGAGAAAUCUUACAGCUGUGUUCAAUGUGGGAAGAGUUUUGGUCAAUCUGGCCACUUGACUCAACACCAGAGAAUACACACAGGAGAGAAACCUUAUAGCUGUGGUCAAUGUGGGAAAAGAUGUACAACAUCUGGGUCUUUGACUCUACACCAGAGAACACACACAGGAGAGAAAUCUCAUAGCUGUGAUCAGUGUGACAAGAGAUACUCUGAUAAAAGAUCUCUGCUCAAACAUCAGAAAAUACAUACAUGAAGGUGUUGUUUCGUGAUAUCAAUGAAAUUAUGUCACAAUAUAGAAUAUUUAAACAUUGUAGUAGGAGUAUUUUUAAGGAAUUUCACAAUGUAGAACCCUAAACGUUUGCCUCAUUGAAUUGAUUUUAGCGUAAUAUGGAUUUUAGCCUUGGGGGAAAUCCAGGCUCUGAAUUGAAAGAGUAUAUUUAUGUGACUUAACAAAAAUUGAUUCACAAAAAAAGAGCUGUGUUACACUUAUCAUGUAGGUGACCUGCUUGAAUCAAAAUACAACACUUAAAUGCAAUUCUACAAAUUGUCCUCUAACCAGUGAUGAACACAUUAUUCCCAGAUUCCGUGUGUUUUUUGAGCUGUUAGUUUUAACAGGACGUGCAACCUCAUCUCCCUCCUCUCGGCACAAUUGAUUUCAACAUGAUAUCGAGGAGUGAUGACAAAUAAGUGUUGCGUUCCUUUGUUUAGCGACCCCUAAAUUGAAGUUCAUCACUCCAAAAUGUAGCUGACUGUCUUCGGCAGGUUGUCCUCUAACCAAUGAGCUAAAAGAUCUCCUAUUUCUAUGUGUUUUGUUAGUUGUUAGUUGUUAGUUUCAACAGCAUGUACAACCUGAUUUCCCCUCUAAUCGAUAUCAGUGAUUUAUUGCUACUUGUCAAAACCACAGCGUUUUUUGUGCUUGUGUCCAUGGGGAGGACAACUUGGUUUCUGAUUGUCUCAAGGUGUGGCAGUCAAAAGUUUUGUUUUGUGUUUAGCCAGUGAGUUGCCAUGGAUCUUUUUUUGACUGUUUUUCCGUUUUGGAGAUGAGUUUUGUUUGGGCUCGUUCCAAGUGGACGAGAGUUCUAGAAGCAAGUGAGUUUUAGGAAGACGAGAGUUCUAGAAGUGAGUGAGUUUUAGGAAGGGAAAAAAUAAACUUUUCUUGUUUUUAAUUGUUGAUAGGCAGAAGACACCAUAUUUAAAUUGAUGAAGGUGAAGCAUUGUAGUUGAUUAGAAUGUGAAAUGGAAGUUGUUUUCUGUUGGUGGUGAGCAUUCUCUUAACCUGUUACGACUAGACGUUCCGCUACAUCCCGAUGAAAUUGCAGAGUGCGAAAUUCAAAGAAAUUAUUUGAAAUAUUUAACUUUCAAAAAAUCACAAGUGUAAUACAUCAAAAUCAAGCUUAACUUCUUGAUAAUUCAGCCACCGUGUGUCAGCUUUCAAAAAGGCUUUACGGCGAAAGCAAACUAAGCGAUUAUCUGAGGACAGCGCCCCAUGAUACAAAUGCAUGACCAACAUUUUUCAACCAGGGAGGUGCGACACACGAAAGUCAGAAAUAACAAUAUAAUUAAUGCCUUAACUUUGAAGAUCUUCUUCUGUUGUCACUCCAAAAUGUCCCAGAAACAUCACAAAUGGUCCUUUUGUUCGAUAAAUUCCUUUGUUAUAUCCCCAAAAUGUCCAUUUAUUUGGCGCGUUUGAUUCAGAAAUACACCCGUUGCAACUCGCCCAACAUGACUACAAACAAAGUUACCUGUAAAGUUGGUCCAAACAUUUCAACCAACUUUCCUAAUCCUUCCUCAGGUAUCCUAAAACAUAAAUAAUCGAUCAAAUUUAAGACGGAAUAUACUGUGUUCAAUAGCGGAUAAAAUCAACGUGGAGUGGGCUCCACGUAGUGGAAGCCAUAGGAACUGCAGCCAGGUGCCUCAUAAAUAUAGUUUCCCAUAGAAUGUAUUUUGAAAAUACAGUGACCUGAAAAAAAAUGGCCUGCAUGGUUUGUCCUCGGGGUUUCGCCUGCCAAAUAAGUUCUGUUAUACUCACAGGCAUUAUUCAAAUAGUUUUCGAAAAUUCUGAGUGUUUUCUAUCCAAAUCUGCAAAUCAUAUGCAUAUCCUAGCUUCUGGGCCUGAGUAGCAGGCAGUUUGGGCACGCUUUUCAUCCGGACAUGAAACUACUGCCCCCUAGCCCAAAGAAGUUUAAGGUGUUUACAGUCUUUGGUUUUUCCAUUUAUGUUUUGAGGUUGGACUUUAUAGCUUGUUAGCACGUAGGGCACACUGAUUGGUGUCACCUCAUUCGUCAGUAUGUGUUACACCUGUGCUGGCUUGUCCAUCUUGUUACUCGGAAGGUGUUUCACCUGAGCUGGUCCAGGUUCUAUUUAAGAGUGUCUGGCCCAGUGCUCCAGUUGUCUUGAUAGAUGUGGAGUGUCAACAACUUUAGUUGCGCUACCCUUUUGGUUUGCUUCCUGUCUUUAAGUUUGUUGUGGGUUUUUCUUUUGUUUGCCUCUUCUUGGGCAGAUUUAAUGGGUAUCAUUUAUGUCCCAGUUGUUAACAGUCAACUUUCAGUGGACACCGUGAGAGCAAGAUUGUUAUAAUACUUUUAUUGCAUCAAAUGGUUGUUUUAUGCAACAGAAUACAGACACACUAUUGUGUCUGUGUGUUCUACUGAGGAUAGGCCUCUGGGAGAUAACUGACAUAACUGAGAUUGUUAAGGGAAUUUUUAUCAAUAAUGACUAAUUAUGUAUACAUUUCAAUCAGGACUGACUAAUCAGAAUACUAUUAUGUUACUGUAUAUGUUUGAAUUUUCUUUUUAAUCUUAGUACUGAAUAUAAUGUGUGCAAAUAUAAUCAAGAAUUAGAACAAUGACUGUCUGUACCAUGGUAGAAAUGAAUGAAUUCAUAGCCAGACUGGCUAGAAUGCUUAUCUACACCAGCUGUCCUGAGCUCAAGUCAUAUAUCAUCUUAAUAGGGAAAGACGAUGUGAGAACCAUACAGCCUUUGUAUUAGAGCGGAGAUGGCACGGGUUGGUGCUGAAACUAAUGAUGUCAUUUUCAGUUUAUAACCUGCGGUAAAAUGUGUAAGGAGGAGUACUCUCGUGAAUAAAAUCUGCUGUUUGACUUUAAGACUGGGCUCUGUCCAUUACUAUAAAAUAACGGUCUUACAAAUCCUUAUGAAUUGACAGAGUGUUUAAUUUUAAUUUGGUGUUAAAACAUAGAGCACUUUAAUUCCUGCAACAGAGAUUUACAAUGUCUUUUGGGUGAUUAAAACCUAAAGAGAGAACAUUCCAGAGCAUGAGUUAAUGUUUCUGUUCUGUAUGGUACCAGGGAGAGAUGACCCCAGGUUCUCUACACAAAGAGUACUGUUUUUACAGCAGAUACCUAUAAUUCUCAGCAGACAGUAUCUUUCAUACAAAUCUUAAUCUUGUGACCCAUUCUAUACAUCUGUUGUUCGUCAUAUAUGGUUGAAAGGGGUGUAUCUUGGCUGUAAAAUACCUUUGUACAUUUGUCUCGGGGCUCUCAACGAAUCAUCUGGGGGUGAUUCGUCGACCAGCCAUCAUUUAUCAUAGAUCACUCAAUUUAUUAACUUUAUAUAUGUUUGUUGUAUUGCCCUGCUCCCUUAUUAAGUGAAUAAAGAUUUAAUUUAA
Oncorhynchus kisutch (coho salmon) is the source of this 4164-nucleotide messenger RNA. Its product is annotated as zinc finger protein 2 homolog. Lineage: Eukaryota; Metazoa; Chordata; Actinopteri; Salmoniformes; Salmonidae. Bases 1 to 792 code for a protein of 263 amino acids. Gene Ontology annotation, biological process: regulation of transcription by RNA polymerase II. Gene Ontology annotation, molecular function: DNA-binding transcription factor activity, RNA polymerase II-specific; RNA polymerase II cis-regulatory region sequence-specific DNA binding. The transcript is spliced from 2 exons. The record is from RefSeq and is a predicted model, not a curated record.